AUGCGUGCAGACACUCAGUUUAAAUUUGUUCGGGAUAUUUACCUGAUGACCGGUCGAUUGUCGGCGCAUUACAUUGAAGCCCUCAGAAUAUAUCAUAACUACAAUCAAACCGACGUAGAUAUCGAUAUUUGCAACCUAGCCUACGUCCGCCAAAAGAAAAUUGGUCGAUCAACUGUCAGCCAUGCACCUACUGUCAUAGUUGUUCGCCUCGAGUGUGGUUCUCUUGUCCCGACUCGCGGACUUCGACAAGGCGAUCCAGUGUCACCAUACUUGUUCAUUCUUUGCACACAGGCUUUGACUGUUAUGCUUAACCAAUUCACGGAGAGCGGUCGGAUACAAGGAUUUCGGGGGCUCCCACGGCUCCGCUUGUACCAAGCCUAUGCUUUGCUGAUGACACACUCAUUUUUUGUCAAGCCUCGGAAUCAAAUGCUCAUGCCUUGCGGGAAAUUCUUUACAGAUAUGAAAGGGUCUCGGGCCAGAAGAUCAACGAUGACUUUCUGUCCGUCGACAUCACCUAUCUCGAAAAGCAAUAUCCACGCCAUUCUUGGUUUCCAGAUAGUCGAAAAAUUCGAUAAAUACCUCGGUCUCCCGGUUUCGAUGGGACGAACUCGUAAAGCAAUCUUUUCAUUUCUUAGAGAUAGAGUGUGGUCGCGCAUCAAGGGAUGGGACUCGAAACAACUCUCAAAGGCGGGAAAGGAGAUCCUCAUUAAGGCCGUACUUCAAGCAAUACCGUCGUACGUCAUGUCCUGUUUUAUCCUCCCGCGGGGAUUAAUCGACGAGAUUGAAGCGACAGUAAAAAAGUUCUGGUGGUCGAAUGGCGAUGGUAAUAAGAUGGCUUGGCUGGCUUGGAAACAACUUUGUCGGCCAAAGGAAGUGGGAGGUAUGGGGUUUCGAGAUCUCCAAGCUUUCAAUUUGGCACUUUUCGCAAAACAAGCUUGGCGAAUUACCACUAGGCCCGAGAGCUUACUCUAG
Erythranthe guttata (spotted monkey flower) is the source of this 972-nucleotide messenger RNA. The record is from RefSeq and is a predicted model, not a curated record. NCBI's taxonomy places the organism in Eukaryota, Viridiplantae, Streptophyta, Magnoliopsida, Lamiales, Phrymaceae.